CGCACGAUACUGCUGUCUCUUUUACCUACGCUAUUAAAUAUUAUUUUGAGGGGUUGAGGAAGAGCCGUUAAAAGGAAAAUAUGAAAGUGUUGGGUAUCAAUGGCAAGGGAAAUUUGUAAAUAAUGAAAAUAUUUUAAAUAAAAUGAAUUUUACAUACUUUUUGAGGAAUGGCAGGUCUUAAUUAUCUGUAGUUGACGUGAUAUAUGGAUGUCCUGCGUUACAUUCAGUAGCUAUGCGCUUUAUGCACAGGUUGAUAAAACAAUCAAUUUUGCGCCAAACAGCAUGAAAUUUGGAAUAUAAUUGUAACAUCCAUAUCAAAGUAUGACGUCAUAAUCAUUUCAAAUGUUCGGUUGAUAGAUAUAAUAUUGCAGCCUUUGAAAUGGCGAAGUACUCGGUGUCCCGUUUUUUGAAGAUUCAGAUAGACUGACAUUUCAAUCAUCAAUAUUAUGUCUAAAACGAAGAAGAAUGACAAUGAUACCAUGGAUACGAAAAUGUCCCCACGAGAAAGAUUAGAGUUUUAUAGAAAUAAGAAACUUCAAAAACGACGACAACAAAAGCUAGCAUCGUAUCAUAAAAACAAAACUGUCAAACAGACUGAGUAUAAACAAACUUCUGAUGCAAUUAGAAAGCGCAUGUACAGAGCAAAACAAGCUGAAACGAGACAGAAGGAAACAGAACGAAAAAGAAAAUAUACAUGUAGAAGUUUAGCGAGGAAUAAAAACGUCGAGCUCUCUGCGAACACGAAAAAUUCAAAUGAAAUGAUAAGACAUGUUUUUAAAAACAGAACAAGUAAACACAGAGCAUUAAAAAAAUUAAAGGAUUCGUUACCCCAAUCACCAAAGAAGCGGUCAGCUACACUGGCAGCAUAUUUGAAAAAUUCAAACUCUCCAACGACAAAAAUUUUAAUUGAUGCUGAUGUCGUAUUAUCACCAGAAGAACAAAGUAAAAAAUCAACGGAAAAAGCGGUUCUGCAAGAUUUAAAAACAACAAUUGAUAGCUGCAAAAUGAAAAGAUCGAAAGACUCGGUUACGUCUAUGAACGUGCUUGUUGCAUCAAUAAGUGGUGAACAAGUGACCCAAAGCAGAUGUCGAAAAAAUCUAGCUAAAAAACUUGGUUUACCAGUUAGACGAAUAAGUAAGGGAAACAUAAUUCGCACCACUGUAUUGAAAACUGAAAGAUCUUGUUGGACUUACACGUUUAGAAAAACGCGCACUGACGCGAUUUCAACGGAAACUAAACAACUUGCGUACGACUUUUGGCUGCGUCCAGGUAUCUCCCGACCGACUGGAAAUAAAGCAGAUAUCAAGCGAGAAAGAAUUGGACCCAAAUUAUACACGAGCCACGCAGUGUAUAUUUUAGAAAAGACCCAAACUGAAGUUUACCUGGAUUUCAUAAGCGAAAAUCCGGAUAUCAAAAUUUGUCAAAGGUCCUUUGAAAAUUGCAAGCCCUAUUUUGUUAGACAGGCCCGCCCAAAGGACAGACACACAUGCUGUUGUAGAUAUCAUGUUGAAAUAAAGAGUGCCUUCAAAUCAUGUAUGGACUUUCGGAAAAAGAUCAUCAAAACAAAUGCAAAUGAUAUUGGAAUUGACGUCCAAGUAUUCGAGUCCAUAAGCGAUGUGGUGGAUGUCACAUUGUGUAUAAAUCCUACUUUGCAAUGCAUGAAGCGACAGUGUGCAGAAUGUGGUAUCCACAAACUAUACUUAUUACCAGAAGAAACUGGAGACGCGGAGACAGACGAAACAGUCAAGUGGGAAAAAUUUGAAAAAGUUGAAAUCAAAGUGAAGGGCAAUAAAACAACAAAGAAACUCGUUCUGGUUAAAAAGGAAUCAAAAGUCAGUGAUUUAUUUUCACACUUUUUGCAACUAUUAAAAUCGUUUCCAUUCCAUCAACACCGAGCUACUUGGCAAAACAACCAAUUUCAAGAACAUUCAUCUAAUCUUCCACUUAACCACUGCAUCUGUGUUCAUGACUUUUCUGAAAAUUACCGUUGCACAGAAUUAAAACAACUUCAAAGUGCUUACUUUCAAAAAACUGAAGUCUCUGUUCACGUUACGAUUAUACAUCGCCAUGCACUACCCGACAUUGAUGGAGUGGAGAGCACUGAGCAGAACCCAGAAAUAAUCACUGAACAUUUUUUUGUUAUUAGUGAUGAUCAACAGCAUGACCAGUAUUUCGUCCAUGAAGUUCGUAAAACAAUAUCCGAGUACUUGGCAUCUAUUUCCUACCCGGUUGACACCAUGCACGAGUUCACAGAUGGAUGUGCAGUCCAAUAUAAGAGUCGACAUUGCUUUGGGGAUAUCAGCAACUCCAGUCGGGAUUUCGGUUUCAAACAUUUUACCAGAAAUUAUUUUGAGACUGCACAUGCUAAAGGACCUCAAGAUGCUGCUGGAGGACUGUUAAAAAGACAAGCAGAUCUGGCAGUUUUGCGUGGACAAGCCCAUAUACAAAAUGCCCGGGAUCUGUAUGAAUUUGCUGUUUCGAAUUUGACGCGGACAAAAUCUGUUUGCCGGAGACGGCUUUUCCGUUUUCUUGAUUUCAUCCCAAGAGAAGGCAAUUUAAGUUUCAAACCAAUUUCAAACAUCAGAUCUGUCCAUCAAGUCAUCGUUGAUAACUCGUCUCCCCAUAUCAUUUUACGCGAACUGUCCUGCUUUUGUGAAAAAUGCAGUUUACAAAUUUAUCACGAAUGUGUAAAUGUUCAAAGAAUUGGGCAAGUUCAACACCAUGAAAUGGUCAAGGAGACAAACAACACAUUCGAUGUUGAAGAAGAUGACGAAGAGGUGCCCUUGUCCGAAAUGGUAUCCAAAGGACAGGUAAUUGCCGUAUAUGCGGAUGACCCAGACCAUGACUAUUUCUUGCUAAAAGUUCAGGAAGCAAUUCAAACAUUAAACAGCGAAAGCACUGACGCUUGGGACUCAACUCUUCCAGCUGGUAUUAAGGUCAUCACAGGACUUUAUUACGACAAUAUUGAUAACAAGAAUCUUCUGUCAUACAAACUUAUACCCAGGAGAAGAGCCGUAGUGCCAGCCAGUGCAGUAGUUUAUAUCUGUUCAGAAAUAGAUGCUCGGGCCAAUAUUGUUUUGGACGAAUGUGUCCAUUUAAACAUAUUGCAUGCAAUAAACGACAUUAUUAUGUCUUAAAAAUGAAUUGUACAUGAUCGAAUACAUAAACUUCAAAGAUUGAAAAACCUAGUAAAUAGAAUAAACUACCAGAAUAUAAUUUUUCAUGAUUGUAUAAUUAUAUUAUCCAAAUACAUGUAUCUGUGCAUUUAGCUGUAUUGUCUGGGAUAAAAGUGCAAUAUCGAAUGUGGAAUGUUUUGAAUUCGCUGAUCAAAUUUAUAGUUUAUACCAUGCAGCUUGAAAUUUUCUAAAAGGAAAUCACAUUCCAAUCUGCCAAUUUUUUUUUGGUUUCAUAAACUAUGAUUGAGUUAUUUAAAUGAAGAUAUACACUUUUUAAAGUUAUUACUUAUAUUUCUUAAAUAUUGCCUGAGUUACAGGCGUGCAAAUUGUGAUCUUAUUUUAAGUACAUUUACUACCAUAUUACUGGCAAUGUUUGUGCAUUAAUUCAUAACUUGCUUGCAGUGCAAAUCUGGAGAUACAGGAGAUAUGAAUACAUUUGUAUUUAUUUUAGU
This is a messenger RNA of Magallana angulata, 3628 nucleotides long. RefSeq lists its product as uncharacterized. The transcript has 3 exons. The coding region runs from base 447 to 3137 and encodes 896 amino acids. Lineage: Eukaryota; Metazoa; Mollusca; Bivalvia; Ostreida; Ostreidae. The record is from RefSeq and is a predicted model, not a curated record.